UUCCCAGAUGCCAAUUCACACUCUCGAUUGAUUAGUACCAUCAGCAUCGUUCAUACGUUUCAAGAGAGACUCCUCCCCUGUUUCUCUAUCUUCCCCUGUUCCCCCGCAAUCCUCUGUUCCUUUUAAUCAAAAUGACAGUUUCUAGCUCUCCUUCCUCGUCAGUGUGUGUGAUCAUGGUGGUGAUGAUGCUCUCCGACAUUUAUCUGUUUGGAAUCGAAGGCGCUGCGAUUUUCCAUCUUGAGAGAAGUUUGUCUUUGUCGUCGAACUCGACAUCCAUGGAGCAACUGAUAGCUCGGGACCGAGCUAGGCAUGCGAGGAUCUGGCGAGAGUCCACCGCCGUCCAUGGAGUUGUCAGCUUCCCCGUUUACGGUUCAGAGGAUGCCGAUCUGUUCGGACUGUAUUACACAAAAAUAAAGCUGGGGUCGCCACCAAGGGACUUCAAGGUCGUGAUCGACCCGGGAGUGAUGUCUUGUGGGUGAUGCCCAACACCUCGUCAAUUGUACACGCUCCAGCAAUCUAGUGUGCUAUCGCUCUGCUUUUGUGUUUCUUGGUGCGGAACUUCUGGGAUAUCAAGUC
Molecule: messenger RNA, 576 nt
Organism: Linum trigynum
Lineage: Eukaryota; Viridiplantae; Streptophyta; Magnoliopsida; Malpighiales; Linaceae
Source: the annotation of a GenBank genome assembly